Molecule: messenger RNA, 318 nt
Organism: Mytilus trossulus (common blue mussel)
Lineage: Eukaryota; Metazoa; Mollusca; Bivalvia; Mytilida; Mytilidae
Product: mitochondrial import inner membrane translocase subunit Tim8-like
Exons: 1
Coding region: 1-318 (105 amino acids)
Source: RefSeq, a predicted model, not a curated record
AUGAGCUACGAUACAGGAUUCGGUGCUUCAUCAUUUGGAAAGCCACCACCAUCAUCAUUUGGUGCUCCACCACCAGGAGGUCAAGGACAAGUGGAUUCAGAAAUGAAAUCAUUCUUAGAAAUGGAAUCACAGAAGGCACAACUUCAACAACAAAUACACAAACUAAAUGACGUCUGUUGGGAUCUAUGUGUCGACAAACCGAGAGAAAAAAUGGACGGACGUACAGAAACAUGUUUAUGUAAUUGUGUGGAUAGAUUCGUAGACACUUUAUUAUUAGUUGCAGGACGAUUUCAGAAUUUGAUAAAUAAACAUCAAUGA